AUGGCCCUCUGCGCCGCCACGAUGGCUCAGUUGCAUCUUGAUCCCUUCGUAGAUGCUUCCCGGGCAGUGGAUAGCACCACAAUGGUCCAGGCUUGUCUGCGACUGCGUGAACGUUACAACAGCUAUGGAACAAAUCUGGAUCUCAGAAGCGUCUUGGUGUCUUUCUUUUUGCAUGUGUACCACGCCAAGGUCAACCAACGAACUUCAGCAAUGAUGUUCAUCCAAGAGGCCAUGGCCGGAGCGCGUAUUCUGCGAUUGAAUGAAGAAUUCUCACACGCGGAAGAUGAGUUGAUUGCAAACAAGGGCUUGGUAUUUCCGUUGCUUUGGGUAUCAGAGAGAGGUUAUUCAUUGCACCUGGGUCUCUCUCCUUCAUAUAUUGACCCCCCCGAAUUAAUAAAUGUGGAGAGAAAUAUGAAUGCUGAUGUCCAUGCUCGAGGGUUGCUAGAGCUCGUCAAGCUCUUUAUUGCAUUUGAUCAACUCUCGGUACGGCGCAACUCGCGUCCUGGGAUCAUCUUGGCUACACAUCUGACCGAUACCGAGGCGAAGAUUGCUUCACUAUGCUUCACCAUGGAAAAUCACGUUUCGACCCGAACGGCAGACUACUAUAUCACACGGGAGUGGAUGAGGACCAUUCUCUGGCAGGAGGCACUCACUAUGGGCUUGCUGUCUUCUUCAGCGUGUACAUCCGUCUUGGCAUUUGGAUUUCCAGCGCAAGUUGGCCGUGCCUUACUGCAGGCCUUGCGGGGCUUCAGCGAGACCGAUUUGCUCCCAUUGGGACGAGACCAGUUACUGAAAUGCUUCGAAGUCACCAACUCACUGGCGGACACGGUUCUUUUGUCCUCACACAAAAUAAGUUCUCGGCUCGAACUAGGACCACAGGACUUUCUGCAUGCAUUAUACCAGAAGAUUGUUCCCUUUCUCGAGCAGGAUACCAUGUUGAAGUCAAUCCUUCAUGCUAAAACUGCUGAAGCUCUAGUCGCAGCUCCAGCUCGCCUGCUGACAACCGGGGAGGAAGAUGCGGGCCUGCACUGGGGCGAAAAUGGACCUGGUGGUCUGGCCCAGAUUGCCGGAUACAUACCAAACAGCGAGCUUGAGGAACAGAACGAAUUGACACCAGAUUUCUUGAAUUGGCUUCAACAACCGGAUCUUCAGAUAAUCUAA
Messenger RNA from Penicillium samsonianum, 1161 nucleotides. RefSeq names its product putative C6 transcription factor. The coding region runs from base 1 to 1161 and encodes 386 amino acids. NCBI's taxonomy places the organism in Eukaryota, Fungi, Ascomycota, Eurotiomycetes, Eurotiales, Aspergillaceae. The transcript has 3 exons. The record is from RefSeq and is a predicted model, not a curated record.